AUGAAGCUUGCUCUUGGUGUGGCACUGAGUGUGCUCUAUUCCUCUGCUCUGGUUGCAGCCCAGACAUACACCAACUGCAACCCUCUCGAGAAAUCAUGCCCCGCGGAUCCGGCCUUGGGGAAGUCCAACCAAAAGUUCGACUUCACAUCAGGCUCUUCAUCCGAGUUCACGGCCUCCGGCAGCGUCUCGUACGAUAACAGCAACGGCGCGACCUUCACGAUUUCUCAGAAGGGUGACGGCCCACUGAUCCAGUCCAACUGGUACAUCAUGUUUGGUCGAGUCGAGUUCACCAUCAAGGCUGCUCCCGGAACUGGAAUUGUCAGCAGUGCUGUCCUGCAGUCCGACGAUCUGGACGAGAUUGAUUGGGAAUGGCUCGGAGGCAACAAUGCCCAGGUACAGACCAACUACUUCGGCAAAGGCGACACCAGCACCUACAGCCGCGGUGCUUAUCAUGACAAUUCCGGCAACCAUGACAGUUUUCACACUUACUCUGUUGACUGGACCAGCUCUCAAAUCGUUUGGGCGAUUGAUGGCAAAACGGUCCGUGUUCUUACACCAGAUACUGCCGACAGCAAUCAGUAUCCCCAAACUCCGAUGAUGAUCAAGGCUGGCGUGUGGGCAGGUGGUGACCCGGGCAACGCCCAGGGAACUAUUGACUGGGCUGGCGGCGAGACGGACUAUAAUCAAGGUCCGUUCAGCAUGUACCUGAAGUCCAUGACCGUGACCGACUAUUCCACCGGAAACUCGUACAGCUAUGGUGACAAGUCCGGCUCUUGGGAGUCCAUCAUCGCAAAUAAUGGCAAGGUCAAUGGCAACAGCGGCGACGAGCCUACUUCCACCGAAUCCGCACCGGUCAUCACCGCUACUGUCGACAGUGUUCCCAUUCCCUGGAGUGGAACCCACAAGGAAACUUCGAGCUGGGUGACCCCCAAUGUCUGGCCUUGGGUCGCAACAGACUCUCCCACAGGCACCGCCGCAGGCAGCCUUCCCAGUGGCUGGGAAUCCCGAUCCAACAACAUUCAGCCGCCUGGUGGAGGAUCAGUGAGUGAGCGCUCCCGCGCACGCAGAAAUUCGUCCAUGGAGUCGAUCACUAAAACGAAAUUUUCAUCCACGCAGUCUACCUUCCUCUCUACGUCAGCGCCAUCGGUUUCUUCGUCGGUUGCCUUUUCCCCUUCUGGGCUUAGGAGCUCGUCGAAGAAUGUGACCCGGCAUGCAAGCAAGACGACUACAGAAAAGCAUCGGACCCGACGACCCACCGAUGUUGCGACAGCAACUGCGGAGAACCAAGCUCCCGCCACAACUAUGUCUUCUCAUGAUGCUCCGUCGGCCAAUUCUGGCGCCACUCUGUACCAUACUCCAGCGGCCCUUGGCACUUUUUGUGUGAUUUUUGGUGGUUUUGUUGUCGGCGGUGCCCUUUUCGGUGGUACCGUCAUGCCCCUUGUACUGUGA
Molecule: messenger RNA, 1449 nt
Organism: Penicillium argentinense
Lineage: Eukaryota; Fungi; Ascomycota; Eurotiomycetes; Eurotiales; Aspergillaceae
Product: glycoside hydrolase family 16 protein
Exons: 3
Coding region: 1-1449 (482 amino acids)
Biological process (GO): carbohydrate metabolic process; fungal-type cell wall organization
Cellular component (GO): fungal-type cell wall
Molecular function (GO): hydrolase activity, hydrolyzing O-glycosyl compounds; glycosyltransferase activity
Source: RefSeq, a predicted model, not a curated record